This is a messenger RNA of Ctenopharyngodon idella (grass carp), 1522 nucleotides long. RefSeq names its product capping protein (actin filament), gelsolin-like a (gene capga). The transcript is spliced from 9 exons. Gene Ontology annotation, molecular function: phosphatidylinositol-4,5-bisphosphate binding; actin filament binding. The record is from RefSeq and is a predicted model, not a curated record. The coding region runs from base 272 to 1309 and encodes 345 amino acids. Gene Ontology annotation, cellular component: cytoplasm; actin cytoskeleton. Gene Ontology annotation, biological process: barbed-end actin filament capping; actin filament severing; actin polymerization or depolymerization. Lineage: Eukaryota; Metazoa; Chordata; Actinopteri; Cypriniformes; Xenocyprididae.
GUUUGCAUACAGUGUGUUUCCAACAGAUGUGAAAUGCUGAUGAUCAAACUCACCCUGUGGCUAAUCAUUUGGUUAACAAGCUUUUGUCUUCCAACCAAGAGCUAUGACUCGAUAACUGUGUCUGGCCUUUGUAUGUUACUGAGGGGGAAAUGGCAGGAUAUUGUGAAGCAAAUCAGUCAACUGUGUAUGCAGUAAGAGGCGAUUGUUCAGGCAGCUGUUACAUUUAAGAGCUAUCAGAAGUUGGACUGACAUCAAGACUAUUGCAUUAAGGAUGCUUAAUCUGCGUGCAGCACAGAACCAAUUUACCCAUGAAGUCCGAGAGCCAGGGCUGUGGGUCUGGAGGGUGGAGAAGAUGAAGGCUGUGCUCCUUGACCCAUCGCAGAGGGGAAUCUUCUACAACGGAGAUGCGUACAUUGUGCUCAGCAACCGUGGAAAGGAAGGAAGUGACCUGCACAUGUGGAUGGGUGAGAAGUCAUCCCGGGAUGAACAGGGUGCUUGUGCCAUGCUCGCCACUCAACUGGACAGCUUCUUGGGAGGAGAGCCAGUACAACAUCGACAGGUGCAAGGCUAUGAGUCACCAGAGUUCAUGGGACUCUUCCCUAAAGGAGUCAGCUACAAGGAGGGUGGGGUGGAGUCUGGAUUCAAGAGUGCCAGGUCUAGGACUGGCCCUGUUACACAUCUGUACCAAGUCAAAGGAAAGAAAAACAUCCGCGCAAGAGAGGUGGAGCUUAGCUGGGGGAGCUUCAACAAGGGCGACUGUUUCAUACUGGACCUGGGACAAACUAUAGUCGCAUGGAGCGGUUCCAAAGCCAACAUGUUUGAGCGACAGAAGGUUCGUGAGAUAGCAAUGCUGAUCAGAGACACAGAGAGGAAUGGCAAAGCUCACAUCAUUGAUGUAACAGAGGGAGAGGAAACACUGGAGAUGGUUCAGGCACUUGGUCCAAUCCCAGCUCUGAAAGACAGCUCAACAGAGGAAGACACUGAAGCAGAUAUCUCUAAUUCUGCUUCCCUUUACAAGGUCUCUAACGCAACAGGCCAAAUGACCUUAACAAAACUGUGUGAGAAAGGACCUUUCGCUCAAGAGCUGCUGCAGAAAGAUGACUGCUUCAUAUUGGACAAUGGAUCUAAUGGGAAGAUCUACAUUUGGAAAGGAAAUGGAGCCAAUUUCGAUGAGAAGAGAGUUGCCUUGAAGGUGGCAGAUGAGUUUAUUACAGAAAUGAACUAUCCCAGAAUGAGAACUCAGGUGGAAAUUCUCCCUCAGGGUCGUGAAUCUGUCCUCUUCAAACAGUUCUUCAAGAGCUGGAGUUAAACACACCAACAUAUAGAAUGUAUGAAGAAACGUAUACUCAUUUUGUAUAAUCGCACAGCAUACUAGCCAUGAGUGGUGUAGCCUACCUGUUAAAACUCUUUGCUGUUAGCCAAAAGAUUGCUUGUUUGAUCCCAGGUAUUGUGAAGGCUGGGACAGUUGUCAUUUUUAUUCAGUAACUGCCUAUUUAAGAAAUAUAAAUUUAAAAAAUGUGAA